GACCACAUGCUUGCUGAAUUCAUAUAGCGUAUGGGUUGCGGCGCAUCAGCUGCCCAGGCUUCUGUGCCAAACUCUGUUGACGAGAAGAAUGAGAAGAAUGAGGGCAAAGCUUCGUGGAAAGAUCGGAACGGACCAAGUGAUGACCCUGCACUCCUUCAUCUUCUCGAAGCAGCCGGGCUGGUGGAACAGCUGUCGGCCCUACGCUCCCUUGGUGUUGCCAAGCCAUCGCAUAUUUCAGACUUGCUCGUGGAGGACUUGGAAGAGGUUGGCCUUUCGAGAGUACAGAUUCGCCAAUUGCAGCGAGCCUUGACCGAGCCACACGACAGUUCUCCUUCCCAUUCACCUUUGAGAUCAAAUGAACGCAGUGAAGCCGCUCCACUUCUGCAAGACGUGUCGCCAACUCUGAAGGAGUCCAGGCAUCCUUGCAAUGUGGACAGACAUGACCUUCCUGGGCGCAAUGGCUGCACAGCAGGGGUCCUACGGCAAAUGACAGAGAUGCAGAAGGCAGUGGAGGAACCGCCACUGGAGAGAUUAACUGAUGUUGUGGAUGACCACCGAGGAGCUCAUCGGCCCGAGGAGAAAGAUCCAAGCGCAGCAAGGACGUCCGGAGCUCCGCCACCUUACGACAAGCGCUUCGGUGCUGAACAGCUGAGUCCGGGUGACUCUGUUGUCACUUUGGGAUCAAAAGCACGGGCCGGCGGACCUCAUUUCACCAGACCGCCCUUGUACAAACAGACGCCCAGCGUCCGCGUCACGUCAGACCACGGUCCGACUGACGCAAAAACGUCCUCCGGCCAAGGCGCUAUUUCAAACCCAUGGACUGAGUGUCCGCAGGCAGUCUCAGCGGUCCAACCUUGCUCAGCGCAGCUGGAGCAAGAGUCGCCCGAGGCGUUGAGAGCAGAGGAUCUCAGCGAUUCAUCCCUUGAUUUCGAUGUGACUUUGCUUCCUGAACUUCCAGAACUUCAAAACCCGGAAGUGCCAAGAGUAUUGCAUCAAGAUGAAACUACACCCUUGCUCAUGAAGAGGCAAGAUUCCUUCGGAGCAGGGCCUCAACCGAAUGUGGACGCCCCCACUCCGAGUGCACAGCUUCCAGCUGCUUUGCGUCAGCGAUUGGAGGCUCGAGAGGAGGUGCGGAAGGCCCAGAGAAGUCGAGACGCAACUGAAGCUCAGCCCAGGGUACGGAGCCCACCACGACGGGAGCCGCGGAGCAUGUCUGAAAGGCCAUGCAUGAACCGCACUUCUAGCGGCCCUCGUGCAGCGUCGCUGGGAGCAGCCAGCAGGCAAAUGUUCAGCAAGAAUGAGCUGCGAGCUGCUAAUCGGGCGCCCUUCCUGAAUGCAAUCGAGAAGUAUCAGGCAAAGAUUGUUGAAGCGCUUGCAGGCAUUCCCACUGCCUCUCCAGGUGACAAAUUUCAUUCAGGAUGCCGGCCUGUCCAGGUCUAUGUCCGCAAGCGGCCCCUUUUCCCACAUGAGGAGGCGAAGCGAAACGAUUUUGACGUUGUCUCGAUUCUCUCAGGUAGUCCACCUACGCAGAUGGUUCUGCAUAAUUGCCUUUUCCAAGCAGAUCUUCGCACGCCAGUCGUUCACCAUGUGCGUUUUGCCUUUGAUCAUGUUUUUGGCGACGAAGUCAGUGACGAGGAAGUGUACAGGGCCUCGGCAUCAAACUUGGUUGAAUCCACGAAGGAAGGCCGUGCGAACACCAUCUUGAUGUUUGGGCAGACUGGCAGUGGGAAGACUCACACGAUGAAGGCGAUCGAACACCUUUGCGCAAAAGACCUGUUCCAAAGUGGAUGUCAAAUGUCCUUGACAUUUGUAGAGCUUCGAGGUUCACGCUGCUUUGACCUGCUGCUGCCGCACCUCCCAGAGGUGCGGCUGCGGGAGCAAAAAAAGGGUGACAGGAAAGAGGAGAGCUCAGCCUUUGUCCCAGAUGGAGCGCAUGAGCUACAGGUCGAAAGCCCCGAGGCAUUGCUGGCCAUAUUCCAAGCGGCGCGACAUCGGAGAGCCACGAGCGCGACGGAGGCCAAUGAUGAGAGCUCCCGCAGUCAUGCAAUUUGCACUCUGCGUCUGGGCAGAUCUUGCUCUCAAAGCUUUGCGACCGGGCGCAGCGGUGGGUGCGGUGGUUCUUUGACAUUAGUGGAUUGUGCUGGUACAGAGCGGAGAAAGGAUUCAGCGAAUCAUACCCGAGAGAGGCAGCAAGAAGGGGCUGAGAUCAAUGCAUCACUGCAUGCCCUCAAGGAGUGCAUUCGUUUCAUGUCUAAGGGCCAUCGAAUUCCUUCGCAUGCCUUUCGGGCAUCGGCGCUCACCAAGCUACUGGCCACGUCCCUGUCUUCUGCAGACACCAGGCUCUCAGUCAUUUGCACCGUUGCACCGGCUGCAUCUGAUACGGAGCAUACUCUUUCGACCCUUCGAACCGGAAUGACCUUGCGAGUCAAGGCACCUGAACAAGAUGUGGAAAAGGAAGUGCUGCCAAAUAUCACCAAGCAGCGAGAUCCGCAUCCUCGCCAGUGGUCACCGCAACAAGUUCAAGCUUGGCUCAGGCAGCUGGAAGAUGGUCUUUUUGCCGACGUGUGCUCCACCCUGCCUGCAGAAUUCACUGGUCAAAUGCUGGUGCGCCUCAGCGAGGGGCAUUGCGUCCAGCUGUGUGGGUCAGAAAGCCGAGGUCGUUUGCUCUUUGAUUUGCUGCAUCAAGCAAUGCGGGGCUCUGACUCGACACGGCGAUGACACAAAAUGGGGUGGCCGAGCGCGAGGCCCAAGGGGCCUGCAGUUCGGCCAGUCGGAAUCAAGAGAUCACAGCUUUGCA
Molecule: messenger RNA, 2797 nt
Organism: Durusdinium trenchii
Lineage: Eukaryota; Dinophyceae; Suessiales; Symbiodiniaceae
Source: the annotation of a GenBank genome assembly